This is a messenger RNA of Puma concolor (puma), 1051 nucleotides long. RefSeq names its product RAD1 checkpoint DNA exonuclease (gene RAD1). Gene Ontology annotation, biological process: DNA repair; DNA damage checkpoint signaling. NCBI's taxonomy places the organism in Eukaryota, Metazoa, Chordata, Mammalia, Carnivora, Felidae. Gene Ontology annotation, cellular component: nucleus; checkpoint clamp complex. The record is from RefSeq and is a predicted model, not a curated record.
AUGCCCCUCCUAACUCCACAGAUCCAAGAUGAGAAUGAUUACAGCUUAGUGGCCAGCCUUGACAACGUUAGGAAUCUCUCCACUGUCUUGAAGGCUAUUCAUUUCCGAGAACACGCUACCUGUUUCGCUACUAAAAAUGGAAUCAAGGUUACAGUGGAAAAUGCAAAGUGUGUGCAAGCAAAUGCUUUUAUUCAGGCUGGAAUAUUUCAAGAGUUUAUAGUUCAGGAAGAGUCUGUUACUUUUCGAAUAAAUUUAACUGUCCUUUUAGACUGUUUAUCUAUAUUUGGAUCAAGUCCUAUGCCAGGGACUUUAACUGCACUGCGGAUGUGUUACCAAGGUUAUGGUUACCCUUUGAUGCUCUUUCUGGAAGAAGGAGGGGUGAUGACAGUCUGUAAAAUCAAUACUCAGGAGCCUGAGGAGACUCUGGAUUUUGAUUUCUGCAGCACCAAUGUUAUUAAUAAAAUUAUUCUGCAGUCAGAGGGGCUCCGUGAAGCAUUUUCCGAAUUGGAUAUGACGAGUGAGGUCCUACAGAUCACCAUGUCUCCCAACAAGCCUUAUUUCAGGUUAUCUACUUUUGGGAAUGCAGGAAGCUCCCACCUUGAUUAUCCCAAAGAUUCUGAUUUGAUGGAAUCAUUUCAAUGUAAUCAGACCCAGGUCAACAGAUACAAGAUUUCUUUACUGAAACCCUCUACAAAGGCAUUAGUCCUAUCUUGUAAGGUGUCUAUUCGAACAGAUAACCGAGGAUUCCUCUCAUUACAGUAUAUGAUUAGGAAUGAAGAUGGACAGAUAUGUUUUGUGGAAUAUUACUGCUGCCCUGAUGAAGAGGUUCCUGAAUCAGAGUCUUAAGUAUGGCAUUCGCUGUGAUAGCUAUCUUGACAUUCAUGAUCUGUCACAUUCUCGUUCUGGGUAUAGUGCUCUCCAGAAUACUGGGUUUUCUGAAGGGAAGAAGCAUGGAGGAGAUAGGAACAAGGUCCAUGUACCCUAAUAGUUGCUGUGUAUUUUGUAAGUAAAUGUUUUCAUGUAGUCGUAGAUUAACCAGUACUGGACUGGA